Molecule: messenger RNA, 4878 nt
Organism: Mesorhabditis spiculigera
Lineage: Eukaryota; Metazoa; Nematoda; Chromadorea; Rhabditida; Rhabditidae
Source: the annotation of a GenBank genome assembly
AUGAGUGUCUUGGUCAAUAUGGAGGGCGUGAAGAGUCGUGUGAGGGCAGCAGAACGGAGUUGCAACAGUAAUAUAUGUUUGAAUGGUGGAACGUGCCUGGUCGAUGAAGUGCAACGAAAUUUUCGUUGUGUAUGCCCGAGUGGAUUUGCUGGGAGUUUAUGUCAGGAAGUCUGCUCAUUAAAAUGUAAUGAGGGUCAUUGCGUAAGAGGACCAACAGGAUCAGAACAUUGUGCCUGCAAACCUGGCUUUUACGGGAAACAGUGCGAAAUCCAAGGCGACCCAACUGACGUUUGCACUAAUGAUACAGACUGUGAAACGGGUUUUAGAUGUAUGGAUAAUGGAGCCGGCGAAACUGUAUGCACCAAAGACCCAUGCGCCACCGCACCUUGCGCCCCAAAUGCAAAAUGUAUAGUGGAGCAGGAUGAUUUCCGUUGCGAAUGCGGUACCGGAUUUGCCGGCCGUCUUUGCGACGCGGAUAUCAAUGAAUGCGAGUUGACCCCAUGCAAAAACGGUGGCACCUGCAUCAACACGGAAGGGAGCUACGAAUGCAAAUGUACUGAUGGGCUGCAUGGUCCGUUCUGCGAAGAUCUACCCAGUCAAUGCGCCCCAAAUCCUUGCAAUAACGCCGGGCAAUGUGUUGAACUGCUAGACGGCUUCAAAUGCUUGUGUCAAGACGGUUUUGAUGGGCCUACAUGUAAUGUUAGGACGUCCACCGAUCCCUGCAGCCCAUCCCCAUGUAAAAACCACGGGCAAUGCGUGGCUGCUGGGCAAAGUUCAAGCUGCCUUUGCACUCCAGAAUACACGGGCGCUACUUGUAGUGAGCUAGCGGAAUGUUCUGUGGAUGGACACCCAUGCCAAAACGGCGGGAAAUGCAUUCAAGGAUUGGCGGUGAAUACAUGCCAAUGUGACUCUGGGUUUAAUGGAAAGUGGUGUGAGGUGCCGGGGAUGCGGAAGUGGCCAAAUGUUUGCGAUGGGAUUGUUUGUCAAAAUGGGGGCUCUUGCGAUCCCAUUUCCGGAAGCUGCACCUGCAAACCCGGAUUUUCUGGUUCACUUUGUGAAAAGAAAACCUCAACAAUCACAUCAGAACCUUCAACCCAAAACCCAGACCAAUAUACGUUGGUGCAAUGUGCCGAGUGUGUCCAUUCACAUUCUUGCCUCGAGCUGGAGACCGGAUCACUUUGUGUGUGCAUGAAAGGCUACAUUGGGCCCACCUGUUUUCUCACUAAUCAGGCGUGUAAGGAUAUCGAAUGUGACCCAUCGCAGCAGUGCUUGACCACGCAGAGUUUGAAUGGCACUGUGGAGGCAGCUUGUGGAUGUGCAGUUGGAAGAGGCGGGCCAAAAUGCCAGCAAGACGCCGCAACAACUUUCUCGGCUCAAUCCCUCUACGUCUAUCAAAGCCCAUCCGUGAUGGUUGGCUCGUCCUCCGGCCCACUACCGUACUCCCUGGAUUUAGCCGUACGCUCUACAGUACCUGAUUCGCAUAUUGCCACCGGAGAAAAUAUCUUUGGCCAAAGACUCUUCUCCAUUUUUAUCAGGAGCGGCCGUCUGGUUGCAAAUAUUUCCGGGACUGCAUAUUAUAACAUGCUCCCAAUCGGUAUCAACGAUGGAACAUGGGUGAAAAUUCAACUCAAGAAAACCGCCAAUGACUUCUUGAUCCGGGUCAUUGAAGAAAACGGGUUUGAAGUGCUCUACAAAGAAGUCCCCAGAAAUGCAAUGUUUGAUGUCUUUACGACAAGAAUUGGCCGAAUAUCUGAAUACGAAUAUUUCACCGGUUGCAUCACUGACGUGGUGAUCGAUGGAAAUCCUGUAAAUAUCGCCAACAGCAAUCGAGCCGUUUCUGUAAAACCAGGAUGCUCUCGAGUCCCUCAAUGUACUGAUGGCGCUUGUGCAAACGAAGGAACUUGCGUAGACCUUUGGUCAUCAUUCGAAUGCAAAUGCAAACCACCAUUUUUGCCGCCAUCAUGCUCAAAUCAACUUGAGGGCCACACUUUUGGUAGCGAAGGCAUGGAAAGCAGGGCGGUUGUGUUGAUAGAUGCAGAUAAUGCCAAAAAUCUACAGGCCACAACAGAUGUCCAAUUCCUACUGAAGACUAACAAGCUAAAUGGAGCUAUGGUCUUUAUGGGCGAUAGUCUCCAGGAUGAUGUUGGAACUUUCUUGUCAGCCGGGCUAGAAGAAGGUCACGUAGUCGUGCGGUCCAGAGCUGGUGGAAAAAAUGUUAUGAGGCUUCAGGCCGGGAAGUUUGUCGCCGACAAUGAGCCCCAUGUCGUUAGGGUGGAAAGGACAAACCGUCACGUCGUGUUAUACGUCGACGAUGAACUUCAAGCUGAAUCCGAUAUCCCAGUCCGAUUUGAUCACCCAUUAUUUGUCGAAAAAGCAGUAAUUGGAAGCAUUAAAGAAACGAACCCAGAUGCUUUUGAAUCUGCGGAAAGCUUCAAGGGCUUCAUGCAAGACUUACAAGUCAAUGGGCAUUCCAUUGUUCUGAAGGGAAGUCCGAACUUUGAAGUGAAGACGAUCGGAUCGACUAUUAUUGCUGAUAACGUCCUAACAGGACUUGUUUCUGAUGACGUCUGCCAGCAAACAAAGCCAUGUGCCUAUGGAAAAUGCAAAAAUACAUUUAAUGACUUCAAAUGUGAAUGCGAGCCUGGAUGGAUGGGAAAAAAAUGCAACACAAAAGAUCACUGCUCUGACAAACCGUGCGAGGAAGCCGCGACCUGCAUAAAUUCGCAAGGAGGAUAUUUAUGCACAUCUCCUGCCACUUUCACCAAUACCUCGUUCAUCCAAUACGAUCUACAGCUACCAAAAUCUGUUCCCCAAACGAUUAUGAACAAACUAAAAUUCUCGUUGCGGACUUCAUCGACGGAUGGAUGGAUUUUGCAAACGUCGAUGCCACAAUAUUCCGUGUUCAUCUACGGCGGGCGAUUGGCAUUGAGCAGCAACGGUGGCUCGCAUACUAUUCGACAACCUGUCAACGACGGACGAUGGCAUGAUAUCCAAAUCCAAGGAAAUGUGGCGCAAAUUGAUGGAAAGAAAUACGGCCUUCCGGAAUCUGUACGAUUCAACGGAGCCGUUACUGUUUCCUCGCUUCGACUCGGAAAAAGCGACGAUAAGCCUGGAUUCCGGGGUACAAUUGCGAACAUGACAAUCGGAGACUCGCUGCCCUUAUCCUUCUACAGACCCGAAAAAUCAGGAAAUUAUUCGCCUCAAGAUACAUAUUGGGCGGCGAAAGCUUGGAAUAAGGUUGAACGUCAAGUCUUUGAUUCGAACGUUUGCCUGGUUAGCCCAUGCAAAAAUGGAGGGCAGUGCCGGGAUCAUGUGGAUAAAUUUAUGUGCGAUUGUCCAUCUGGUUUCACCGGUGAACGCUGCGAGAUCAACGAAAAUGAAUGCGACGCGAAGCAUUGUGCGAACGGCUAUUGCCUAGAUGGCUUGAAUUCUUUCCAAUGUGUAUGUGACGGAAAGUGGAGCGGAACGUACUGCGAUGCCCCAUACGAUUUUUGCAAACAAAAACCCUGCAAAAAUGGAGGGAAAUGCAUCAAUACAAAUGGUACCUACACUUGUGGAUGCAAGGACGGUUGGAUGGGACAGAAUUGUGAUAUCGUAAAAACGACGAGCUGUAAGGAUAAACCGUGCAGGAAUGCGGGGAAGUGUCAGCAAGUUGAGGGUUCGGUAGUGUGCGAAUGUCCGAAAGGAUUUGCGGGGCCACUUUGUGACGUUUACGUAUCACCAUGUGAAGAGCGGCCAUGCAAGAAUGGUGUAUGCAAAGAAAGUGGAGAUUCGUAUGUAUGCGAAUGUUCAGCUGGAUAUGCUGGAAAACACUGCAACGAACUCCUAACCGCUUGUGGCUCAACCUCACCAUGUUCACGAGGACGUUGUGAAGACGUCUGGAAUGGAACGAUCUGCCAUUGUGACAAAGGAUGGCAAGGAGGAGACUGCUCCGUCGACAUCAAUGAGUGUCUGGCUGUACCCUGCGAAAAUGACGCUGAAUGUGUGAAUAGUGAUGGAGCAUACCAGUGCAAGUGUCGCAAGUAUUACUUGGGCGACAACUGCGAGGUGGCUGGGUCAUGUUUGUCGGAACCUUGCAAGCAUGGUGAAUGUGUUCAAGUGCGACAUGAUGAACAUCAGUGCAAAUGUCACAACGGAUUUGAAGGAGCUAAUUGUGAUCAACAAAUCAAUUAUUGCAAAAAGAGCCCUUGCCAAAACGGUGGCACCUGCGAGAACCUAAUCGGCGAAUACAAAUGCCACUGCAUCCCAGGAUUCGCGGGACCGGACUGCGAGGUUGAUAUCGAUGAAUGUGCAUCCAGCCCUUGUCAAAACCAUGGUGGCUGCAAGGAUCGGGUCGCCGAUUAUGAAUGUAUUUGCGAUGCUACUGGCUACAAUGGUAAAAACUGUACCGAGGAUAUUGAUGAAUGCCUCGUACCAUCGAAUUGCAUUCAUGGUAUGUGUACAAAUGCACCUGGGACAUAUCGAUGUCACUGUGAAGAAGGUUUUGUUGGAGGGCGAUGCUCGGUAAAAGAUCCCUGUAUUCCGGACCAGAACAACAAGACGUUACACAACUGUGUACACGGGAUGUGUUCAAAUCCAGGCGUCAAGAUCGAGUCUGGCCGAGAACUUGCUACUCAUGAAUGUGCAUGUUAUCGUGGGUAUUCAGGUCCAGUAUGUUCUGUGGAGAUGGCCGAACGGCGACUUGCCGUCGGUUAUAUCCUUGGGCCAUUGGUGGCUGUGUUGCUGGUGUUGUGCUUGCUGGGCUGUGCCCUGUUCGUCUUCGUCUUAAAGGGAAAACGCGCCACCCACGGCCACUACAGCCCAAGCAACCAGGAGAUGCACGGAGCCAGAUUACAGAUGAACUCGAUGAUAAAACUACCACCAGAAGAGCGCUUAAUU